GUUUUGUGUAUGCAACUAACGAUUUCUUUUGUGCUGAGUUUGACGGUGAAUCAGAGGCAGGCGUACGUAUACGUGUAGUAGGGUGAUUGAGAGAUGGACGCUCCCCUGCUGCUGGUGAACGGCGAGGGGGCGGCGCUGGUGGCGGAGAAUGGUGACUACGUGGCGGUGAGGGAGCUGAAGGAGGUGAAGAAGGUGUUUUGGAUUGAGACCAAGAGAGUGUGGGAGAUUGCGAUGCCCAUCGUUUUCAACAUAUGGUGUCAGUUCGGUGUCAACUCCGUCACCAGCAUGUUCGUUGGACACCUCGGCGACAUUCAGCUCUCUGCUAUCUCUCUCAUUAACUCCGUCAUUGGCACUUUUGCCUUUGGUUUCAUGCUUGGGAUGGGGAGUGCAACUGAGACACUCUGUGGACAAGCUUUCGGAGCUGGGCAGGUUAAUAUGCUUGGUGUUUAUAUGCAACGCUCAUGGGUGAUAUUAUCGGUGACCAGUAUCUUGCUCUUGCCUAUAUACAUUUUUGCCGCUCCAAUUUUGAAGCUUCUUGGUCAACAGGAAGAUAUAGCUGAUCUUGCAGGGAGUUUCUCCAUUUUAGUAAUUCCACAAUUUCUUUCACUUCCCUUCAAUUUUCCAACGCAAAAGUUCCUUCAAGCUCAGAGCAAGGUUAAGGUUAUUGCAUGGAUUGGGUUGGUGGCUUUAAUUCUGCACAUUGGGAUGCUCUGGUUCUUAAUUUAUGUGUUAGAUUUUGGCUUAGCUGGUGCAGCUUUGGCAUUUGAUAUCACGAGUUGGGGGAUCACAGUGGCUCAACUUGUUUAUGUUGUGAUCUGGUGUAAGGAUGGAUGGAAUGGAUUGUCAUGGCUGGCUUUUAAGGAUAUUUGGGCCUUUGUUAGGCUCUCUCUUGCAUCAGCUGUAAUGCUUUGCCUUGAAGUUUGGUAUAUGAUGAGCGUUAUAGUUCUUGCUGGCCACCUUGAUAAUGCAGUGAUUGCUGUUGAUUCCCUCUCUAUAUGCAUGAAUAUCAAUGGGUGGGAAGCCAUGCUCUUCAUUGGAGUAAAUGCAGCUGUCAGUGUCAGAGUUUCCAAUGAACUUGGGCUUGGACAUCCAAGAGCUGCCAAGUACUCUGUCUAUGUGAUAGUCUUUCAGUCACUUUUCUUGGGAAUCUUUUUCAUGGCUAUUAUUUUGGCGACUAGAGAUUAUUAUGCCAUUAUUUUUACAAACAGUGAGGUUUUGCAUAAGGCCGUUGCGAAACUAGGAUACCUCCUUUCUGUGACAAUGGUUCUAAACAGUGUUCAACCAGUGGUUUCAGGUGUUGCUAUUGGAGGUGGGUGGCAAGCCCUGGUGGCCUACAUCAACUUAGGUUGUUAUUACUUAUUUGGGCUUCCACUGGGGUUCCUUCUUGGUUAUACAGCAAAUUUGGGGGUUGAGGGACUUUGGGGUGGUAUGAUAUGUGGAAUUGUUCUCCAGACCUUGCUGCUCUUGUUGAUACUUUACAAAACCAAUUGGAAGAAAGAGGUGGAACAAACAACUGAACGCAUGCGGAUAUGGAGUGGACAAGACAUUGGAGUUGAUAAGAUAGUGGCUUCUGCAUAAUCUUGUAUAUCUUCCACCUCCACUCGAGUCAAGUUCUCAAAGUCUUUUUUUCAUGUGUUCCUAGUCUGUCCAUUUUACAUGUAAUGUUGCUCUCUUCCAAUUAGGUACAGAACAUAGUUUAGCUGUGGUGUCUGAUGAGAUGGUGAAGAUAAAAAAACUUCGUUAUUUUUCCAAUUUAGUUUUCAUUUUUUAGUUAUUGAAUAUCUCAGUGAAAAAUGAAAAACAUCAAUCUUUUCUUUUACUUUGGCCUAGAGAUGAGUUGAUAUAUCUCUAUGCAGGACUAGAUUAGUUAAUAAAAAUUAUUUAUAGCA
Messenger RNA from Glycine soja, 1889 nucleotides. RefSeq names its product protein DETOXIFICATION 35-like. Gene Ontology annotation, cellular component: membrane. Gene Ontology annotation, molecular function: xenobiotic transmembrane transporter activity; antiporter activity. The record is from RefSeq and is a predicted model, not a curated record. Lineage: Eukaryota; Viridiplantae; Streptophyta; Magnoliopsida; Fabales; Fabaceae. The transcript is spliced from 7 exons. The coding region runs from base 94 to 1578 and encodes 494 amino acids. Gene Ontology annotation, biological process: xenobiotic detoxification by transmembrane export across the plasma membrane.